Molecule: messenger RNA, 883 nt
Organism: Drosophila ficusphila
Lineage: Eukaryota; Metazoa; Arthropoda; Insecta; Diptera; Drosophilidae
Gene: Fbp2
Product: fat body protein 2
Exons: 2
Coding region: 69-839 (256 amino acids)
Cellular component (GO): cytoplasm
Molecular function (GO): alcohol dehydrogenase (NAD+) activity
Source: RefSeq, a predicted model, not a curated record
UCAUCCCACAACCAUCCAAUAAGAGUCUAUUCAGUUACCUGAAACAAAAAACCCAACCUUGAGCCAAAAUGUUCGACUGGACCGGUAAGAAUGUUGUCUACUCUGGCAGCUUCAGCGGAAUCGGCUGGCAAAUGAUGAUGCAGCUGAUGCAGAAGGACAUCAAGAUGAUGGGCAUAAUGCACCGCAUGGAGAACGUCGAGAUGAUGAAGAAGCUGCAGGCCAUGAAUCCCUCGAUCAAGGUUGUCUUCAUGCAAAUGAACCUCAUGGAGAGGAUGUCGAUCGAUCAAGCGAUGAAGAAAAUGGGCCAGAUGAUGGGCCACAUCGAUGUGCUGAUCAAUGCCGAGAAUGUGCUGCUCGACAAGGAUAUUGAGAUGACGAUGGGCAUGAACCUGACUGGCAUGAUGCACGCCACCAUGAUGGCCAUGCCCUACAUGGACAAGACCCAGAUGGGCAAGGGUGGCAUGGUGGUCAACAUGUCCUCCGUCUACGGAUUGGAGCCCUCUCCCGCCUUCGCCGUUUAUGCUGGUGCGAUGCACGGCAUCCUGGGUUUCACCCGUUCGAUGGGUGACAAGAUGAUCUACCAGAAGACUGGCGUUAUGUUCAUGGCGAUGUGCCCCGGUCUCACGAACAGUGAGAUGAUGAUGAACCUGCGCGACAACGUCACCUGGCACCACUCCGAACCGAUGGUGGAGGCCAUCGAGAGCGCCAAGCGCCAAAUGCCCGAGGAGGCAGCCAUGCAGAUGAUCCACGCGAUGGAGAUGAUGAAGAACGGCAGCAUGUGGAUCGUCAGCAUGGGACAGCUCAAGGAAGUCAUGCCCCAGAUGCACUGGCAGAUGUAAAUGGUCCAGCUAAUAAAGACAGCCACGUUUCAGAGAUUGCAAAA